ACGUAGCUUCUCAGGAUUGAGUUGCACUGCAUAGAGUUAAAGCUACAUUCUCUUCUCUCUCUCUCUCUCUCUCUCAGCAAAGAGAGGAACUGUGGAAUACCGAGAAAUGAGAAGCCUUUACAGUUAUUUUCUUCUCUGUAUUUCCCUCAUUCUUCUACUAAUCUCUACCACCAUCAAUGGUUACAGUAAUCUUGAAGUUCUGUUGAAGCUCAAGUCUUCCAUGAUUGGACCCAAAGGUUCUGGCCUCCAGGACUGGGGAUCCUCUUCUUCUCCGUCGGCUCAUUGCAAUUUCUCCGGCGUUAAAUGCGAUGAGGACUCCCGUGUUGUUGCUCUCAAUGUGUCGUUUCAUCCUCUAUUUGGCUCCAUUCCUCCGGAGAUUGGGCUUUUGAACAAGCUGGUGGACCUCACUAUUUCAAUGGUUAAUCUUACUGGGAGUAUUCCAGUGACGAUGAGGAACUUGACCUCUCUCAGGAUAUUCAACAUCUCCAACAAUGCUUUCGAAGGGGAUUUCCCUGGAGAAAUACUAACAGGUAUGACUCAGCUUGAGAUUCUCGAUGCUUAUAACAAUAACUUCACGGGUCGUCUUCCCCUUGAGGUGGUGAACCUGAAAAAUCUAAAGCAUCUAUGUUUUGGAGGCAACUAUUUCACGGGAGAGAUACCGGAGAAGUACUCUGACAUCCAGAGCUUGGAAUACUUGGGUCUAAACGCCAUUGGUUUGAAGGGUAAAAGUCCUGCAUUUUUAUCUCGUCUAAAGAAUCUGAAACACUUGUAUCUUGGAUAUUUCAACUCCUACGACGGAGGAAUUCCUCACGAGUUUGGAUCAUUGAGUCAACUCCAACUCCUCGAUAUGGCAGCCUGCAACCUCACCGGCGAGAUUCCUGCGAGCUUGAGCAAUUUGAAACACUUGCACACGUUGUUCUUUCAGCAGAACAAUCUGACGGGCCAUAUUCCUCCUCAACUCUCCGGUUUGAUCAGCUUGAAAUCGCUUGAUCUUUCCAUAAACGAGCUAACAGGGGAGAUACCCUUGAGUUUCUCUGCCUUGCAAAACAUUACACUCAUCAACUUGUUUAAAAACAAUCUCUACGGUCCAAUCCCAUCAUUCGUUGGUGAUUUUCCCCACCUCGAAGUGCUUGAACUGUGGGGGAACAACUUCACGCUUGAAUUACCGGAGAACCUUGGCCGCAACGGGAAGCUUUAUAGGCUUGACGUUGCUUCCAAUCACCUCACUGGGAACAUACCACGGGACUUGUGUAAGGGAGGGAGGUUGGAUUGGUUAGUUCUGAUGGAUAAUUUCUUCUUUGGUUCACUCCCUGAAGGACUCGGUGACUGCAAGUCUCUUACCAAGAUUCGUAUCAUGAAUAACCUUCUCAAUGGAUCAAUUCCGGCUGGGAUUUUCAACUUGCCCUUGCUGACUAUGUUCGAGGCCGACAACAAUUUCUUCUCCGGUGAAUUCCCAUCCCAAAUGUUGGGUGCUUCGUUAAAUCAGUUAAAAGUUUCAAAUAAUAAGAUCACUGGUAAAAUCCCUCCAGCAAUCGGUAAUUUGGGAUCUUUGCAAAUUCUAUCUCUUGGAAUGAACAAGUUUUCAGGUGAAAUUCCUGAGGAAAUCUUUAAAAUCAAGCUACUUUCAAAGAUCGACCUCAGUGACAACAAUCUUACUGGUGAAAUCCCUCCUUCGAUCUCUCAGUGUGCUUCACUUACUGCAAUUGAUUUCAGUCAGAACAAUCUCAUUGGUGAAAUUCCAAAAGGGAUUAAAAAUUUGAUGGAUUUGAGCAUUCUCAAUUUCUCGAGAAACCAGCUAACCGGUGAAAUCCCUGGUGAAAUCCGAGACAUGAUAAGUCUCACAACCCUUGAUCUUUCUUUUAAUAAUUUCAUUGGUAGAAUCCCCACCGGCGGCCAAUUUUUAGCCUUCAACGGCAGCUCGUUUAUUGGGAACCCCAAUCUCUGUCUACUGCGCCGCAGUACUUGUCCAUCUUUAAUGAACCAAGCUAAAGGUUCAGGUCAUGGGCAAGCAGCAUCUUUCACUGCUUCAAAGCUCAUUAUCACAAUCAUCACGCUAAUCACAGCUUUGUUGCUGACGGUCGUCACAGUGUAUAGAAUGAGAAAGAAGAAGCUCGAGAAAUCACGAGCAUGGAAGCUCACUGCUUUCCAAAAGCUAAAUUUCAAAGCCGAGGACGUGCUGGAUUGCUUGCAGGAAGAGAACAUUAUAGGGAAAGGUGGAGCUGGGAUCGUGUAUCGCGGUUCCAUGCCAGAUGGUCUCCUUGUUGCAAUUAAAAGGUUGGUGGGUCGUGGAACUGGAAGACGCGACUACGGGUUCUCGGCGGAGAUUCAAACUCUGGGCCGAAUCAAGCACCGGAACAUUGUGAGACUGUUGGGUUACGUAUCGAACAAGGACACGAAUCUGUUGCUGUACGAGUAUAUGCCCAAUGGGAGCUUGGGAGAAAUGUUGCAUGGGUCAAAGGGUGCUCAUUUGCAAUGGGAGAGGAGGUAUUCAAUUGCCGUGGAGGCUGCCAAGGGACUGUGUUAUCUUCACCAUGAUUGCUCGCCCCUGAUUAUACAUAGGGAUGUGAAGUCCAACAAUAUACUGCUCGAUGAAUAUUACGAAGCUCAUGUUGCUGAUUUCGGCCUGGCUAAGUUUUUGCAGGAUGCUGAUGCCUCCGAGUGCAUGUCCUCCAUUGCUGGUUCCUACGGCUACAUCGCACCAGAGUACGCUUACACACUGAAGGUGGAUGAGAAAAGCGAUGUGUACAGUUUUGGUGUGGUGCUGCUGGAGCUGAUAGCAGGAAGGAAACCCGUGGGGGAAUUUGGAGACGGGGUGGACAUUGUGUGGUGGGUCAGGAAGACCAUACCACAACACGCUGAUCCUGCUUCAGUGUUGGCAAUUGUAGACCCCAGGUUGAGUGAGUACCCAUUGACGGGUGUCAUCCAUCUGUUCAAGGUAGCCAUGAAAUGCGUCGAAGAGCAGAGCUCUGCUAGGCCCACCAUGAGAGAAGUUGUGCACUUGCUCACCAAUACUCCACAGUCUACCCCAAGGCCAUGCCUACUUUCCACUUGAUGCUCAUUGCAUUUGGUCAGUCUUCAGCUCACUGGCCGUUGUAGUAAAAAUAAAAAAAAAAGAACAUAGGAAACUGUAAUAAUUUUCUAACCAUGCAAGGUUUUGGGUAUUAGAAAAAUGUCACGUUGACCUUCCAUAACGGGGGAUAAUUGUGUUGUGUGUUCAUUUUCUUAUAUUUGUAAUCGUACCGCUGUUAUUGCAUACUUUUUGUACCA
This is a messenger RNA of Gossypium raimondii (Peruvian cotton), 3267 nucleotides long. RefSeq names its product receptor protein kinase CLAVATA1. Bases 107 to 3052 code for a protein of 981 amino acids. The transcript has 2 exons. The record is from RefSeq and is a predicted model, not a curated record. Lineage: Eukaryota; Viridiplantae; Streptophyta; Magnoliopsida; Malvales; Malvaceae. Gene Ontology annotation, biological process: protein phosphorylation. Gene Ontology annotation, molecular function: ATP binding; protein binding; protein kinase activity.